CACGCCCACACAAACUGACCGAGACACACCCACACAAUGGCGUCUGAACAUAGCUCAGCAAAUCCUCUGCAGGAAGAAGAGAGUAUGGAGAUUGACGACUCCCUUUACAGUCGUCAGAGAUACGUCCUGGGUGAUACAGCAAUGCACAAAAUGGCUGCCUCUAAAGUCUUCAUCAGUGGAUUGGGAGGACUGGGAGUAGAAAUAACAAAGAAUGUUAUUCUAGCCGGUGUCAAGUCUGUAACAGUUCAUGAUACUAAGGUUGCUAAAAUGGCUGAUCUUUCCUCUCAGUUUUUCCUGAGGCCAGACGAUGUACAGAAAUCAAGAAACAGAGCUGAAGCAAGUUGUGAAAUGCUAAAAGACCUCAAUCCUUAUGUUGAUGUUAAUCACGUCUCAUUUCCGCUUGAUCUUAACACUGAUCUAUCAUUUCUAGCUGAGUACCAGUGUGUUGUUUUCACCGAUGAUAUCAGCUUUGAGUUAUUGGUUAAGAUUAAUCAGUUCUGUCAUACCCAGCCACAACCUAUAAAAUUUAUUGCUGGUUUGGUGAGAGGUGUGGCUUGCUUUGGUUUUUGUGAUUUCGGUGACAAUUUUAUUGUUCUGGACAAGAAUGGAGAGGAACCAGCAGACUUCUUUAUAUCUCACAUAAGCCAGUCUAAUCCAGGAGUUGUAUCAUGCCUGCCCAAUGAGAGACAUGGCCUUGAAGAUGAUGAUAUUGUAGAGAUAAUUGAAGUGAUGGGAAUGGAUGAAUCAAUCAAUAAUAAUCAGUUUAAAAUUAAAAUAUUAAGUCCUAGUAAGUUUAGUAUAAAUGUUGACACUAGCUCCAGCACUCCUUAUAAGAAUGGAGGAAGAGUGAAGCAAGUCAAGACACCUUUUAAUGUUAAUUUUAGGUCAUUGUCAGAAGAGAUGGCUGCUCCCACUUAUCAAAUUGUUGAUUUUUCUAAAAUGGAUCAGCCUCCCCACCUCCACCUCUUUUUCCUUACACUGGACAAAUACAUGAGCAAUACCAAUGGAGCAUUCCCUAGCAUAAAUGGAAGUGAUGAUGAAUACUUAUUCAAAUUAGCAGCUGAGAUCAAUCAGAUGUAUCAUUUGGUUGAUAAUAUUAAUGAGAAGUUGUUUGGGCAGUUGUUUUGUGCUAGUUCUGGUCUGUUGCCUCCAUUGGCCUCAGUGUUAGGAGGUAUACUGGCACAAGAGACCCUCAUUGCUGUGACUGGGAAAUUCUCUCCUUUAAAACAAUGGCUGUUUAUUGAUGCUGUCGAAGUCAUUCCUGAUCAAAGGCCACUGAUUGUAUCAACUGAUAUUGAUGACAGAUACAAAAACCUGAGGAUUUGCAUUGGAGACGAAUUAUUUAACAGAUUGGCGAGCCUGAAAUUAUUCAUGGUUGGUUGUGGUGCUAUUGGUUGUGAGAUGUUAAAAGGCUACGCUUUGCUAGGAGUGGGUCAGAGUGAGAGAGGAGGUCACAUUAUCAUCACUGAUAAUGACAUCAUUGAGAAAUCAAACCUUAACAGACAGUUCCUUUUCAGAUCACAUCAUAUACAACAACACAAGUCAGUGGUAGCAGCUGCUUCAGUGAGGGAUAUCAAUCCAGAUUUAUCAAUUGAACCACAGCGUUACAAAGUGUUUCCUGGUACUGAAGAAAAGGUCUACAAUGAC
Molecule: messenger RNA, 1647 nt
Organism: Amphimedon queenslandica
Lineage: Eukaryota; Metazoa; Porifera; Demospongiae; Haplosclerida; Niphatidae
Product: ubiquitin-like modifier-activating enzyme 6
Exons: 17
Biological process (GO): protein sumoylation
Cellular component (GO): cytoplasm; SUMO activating enzyme complex
Molecular function (GO): SUMO activating enzyme activity
Source: RefSeq, a predicted model, not a curated record